AUGGGCUCUGUCUUUGUUCUAAGGCCAGCGCGAGUGCCGUCAGCGUCAAGAUCCCUGAACCCAUGCGUGGUAGGGUUUGUUGUCGUUGCAGUGGUGGUGAUCCUGGCAGUGACCAUCGGUCUACUUGUCCACUUUUUAGCUUUUGAUCAGAGACCUUACUUUUAUCGUAGCAGCUUUCAAAUCCUAAAUGUUAAAUAUAGUGAUCAGUUAAAUUCACCAGGUACACAGGAAUACAGGAAUUUGAGUGGAAUAAUUGAAUCAAUGAUUCAUAAAACAUUCAAAGAAUCAGAUUUAAGAAAUCAAUUCAUCAGAGCUCAUGUCGUCAAACUCAGGCAAGAUAAUAAUGGCGUGGUGAUAGCAGAUGUUGUCAUGAAGUUUCUAUUCACUAGAUAUAACAACGGGGAUUCCAUGAAAGGAAAAAUUGAGCCUGUUUUACAACAAAUGCUGAAUAACUCUGGAAACUUGGAAAUAAAUCCUUCAUCAGAGAUCACUUGUGCUAAGGAUGGCAAAGGUAGAGGUCGCCAAGUCAUUGCAGUGGCCCGAACCUGUAACUUGAUCCUGAUUGUUCUGGAUGUCCUGAAGCCCUUGGGGCAUAAGAAGAUCAUUGAAAAUGAACUGGAAGGCUUUGGGAUUCGUUUGAACAGCAAGUCCCCAAACAUCGGCUUUAAGAAGAAGGACAAGGGAGGCAUGAACCUGACAGCCACUUGCCCUCAGAGUGAGCUGGAUGCGGAAACCGUGAAGCGCAUUCUGGCUGAAUACAAAAUUCAUAAUGCUGAUGUGACUCUGCAGAGCGAUGCCACAGCCGAUGACCUUAUUGACGUGGAGGAAGGAAACGGAGUCUAUAUCCCCUGUAUCUAUGUGUUAAAUAAGAUCGAUCAGAUCUCCAUUGAGGAAUUGGAUAUCAUCUAUAAGGUGCCUCACUGUGUGCCCAUCUCUGCUCACCACCGCUGGAAUUUUGAUGACCUUUUGGAAAAGAUCUGGGGCUACCUGAAACUAGUGAGGAUUUACACCAAACCCAAAGCAAUCCCUGGUAACGUUGCAACAGAGAUUUUUACCAAAGAAUGUGGUGCUCGUCCAGACCUAAUAACAUUGUCUGAUGAAAGGAUCAUAGGAGGUGUUCAAGCCGAGGAAGGAGACUGGCCAUGGCAGGUCAGUCUGCAGCUCCACGGGGCUCACCACUGUGGAGGCAUCCUGAUCAGUAACACAUGGAUCCUGACAGCAGCCCACUGCUUCAGACGGAACUCUGAUCCUAAUUCAUGGACAGCCACCUUUGGUAUUUCUACAAAAUUUCCUAAAUUAAGAAUAAGAGUGAGAACUAUUAUAAUCCACAACAAUUAUAGACCAGAAUUUCAUGAAAACGAUAUUGCAGUUAUUCAACUUAUCUCAGGAGUCUCCUUCACCCAAAAUAUCCAUAGGGUGUGUCUCCCAACACCUACUCAGAACAUUUUGCCUGGUUCGACUGCAUAUGUAACAGGAUGGGGAUCUCGAAAAUAUAGCGGUAACACAGUUGCAGAUCUGCAGCAAGCAAAAGUUAAAAUAAUAAGGAAUUCUGUAUGUAAUGCACCAGUUAGUUAUAAUGGAGCUGUUUUGCCUGGAAUGUUGUGUGCUGGAGUUCCUCAGGGUGGAGUAGAUUCAUGCCAGGGUGAUUCUGGUGGCCCACUAGUACAAGAAGACUCACGAAGACUCUGGUUCCUUGUGGGGAUAGUAAGCUGGGGCUUUCAAUGUGGUCUACCAGACAAACCAGGAGUGUACACUCGCGUGACAGCCUACCGAGACUGGAUUUCCCAACAAACGGGGAUCUAG
Echinops telfairi (small Madagascar hedgehog) is the source of this 1803-nucleotide messenger RNA. Its product is annotated as transmembrane serine protease 11D. The transcript has 11 exons. Gene Ontology annotation, molecular function: GTPase activity; GTP binding; serine-type endopeptidase activity. Gene Ontology annotation, biological process: proteolysis. The coding region runs from base 1 to 1803 and encodes 600 amino acids. The record is from RefSeq and is a predicted model, not a curated record. NCBI's taxonomy places the organism in Eukaryota, Metazoa, Chordata, Mammalia, Afrosoricida, Tenrecidae.